Gossypium raimondii (Peruvian cotton) is the source of this 1399-nucleotide messenger RNA. Its product is annotated as glycine-rich cell wall structural protein. The record is from RefSeq and is a predicted model, not a curated record. NCBI's taxonomy places the organism in Eukaryota, Viridiplantae, Streptophyta, Magnoliopsida, Malvales, Malvaceae. Bases 48 to 1088 code for a protein of 346 amino acids. The transcript has a single exon.
UUUCAUCCAUCUCAUGAACGUAGCUAAAGUUGAACAAAAAAACAAAAAUGGCAAGCUUUGCUCAGAGAGUUGUCUUGUUUUCUUUGCUUUGUUUUAAUGUGUUUGUGGUGAAUGUAGUUGCUAAGAAUGUGGUAAAUACGGAUGAGAAGUACUUUUUGACUAAGGGAGGUGGGUUUGGUGGUGGGGGUGGUUUUGGUGGAGGUGGAGGUCUUGGAGGUGGUUUUGGUGGUGGUGUUGGAGGUGGAGCUGGUGGUGGUGGUGGACUUGGAGGUGGAGGUGGAGCUGGUGGAGGGCUUGGUGGUGGAGGUGGAGCAGGUGGAGGGCUUGGUGGUGGAGGUGGAGCAGGUGGUGGACUUGGUGGUGGCAUUGGAAAGGGUGGUGGACUUGGUGGUGGCAUUGGAAAGGGUGGUGGACUUGGUGGUGGCAUUGGCAAGGGUGGUGGACUUGGUGGUGGGAUUGGAAAAGGUGGAGGCCUUGGCGGUGGGAUUGGCAAGGGAGGUGGACUUGGAGGAGGACAUGGUGGUGGAAUAGGAAAAGGAGGUGGAAUUGGAAAGGGUGGUGGACUUGGAGGUGGUAUUGGCAAAGGAGGAGGCCCUGGUGGUGGAAUAGGAAAAGGAGGUGGAAUUGGAAAGGGUGGUGGACUUGGAGGUGGUAUUGGCAAAGGAGGAGGCCUUGGAGGUGGAAUUGGAAAGGGUGGUGGACUUGGAGGUGGUAUUGGCAAAGGAGGAGGCCUUGGAGGUGGAAUUGGAAAGGGUGGUGGACUUGGAGGAGGACAUGGUGGUGGACUUGGAGGCGGUAUUGGCAAAGGAGGAGGCCUUGGAGGUGGAACUGGAAAGGGUGGUGGCAUUGGCGGUGGCAGCGGCUUUGGUAAAGGUGGUGGUUUCGGUGGCGGUGUUGGAGGUGGUGCUGGUGGAGGAUUCGGAGGUGGUGCUGGUGGCGGUGGAGGAUUCGGAGGUGGUGCUGGAGGUGGAGCCGGUGGUGGAUUUGGAGGUGGAGGUGGAGCUGGAGGUGGAGGUGGAUUUGGCGGUGGUGCAGGAGGUGGUUUUGGCGGAGGGGCUGGUGGAGGUGGUGGAAUUGGACACCACUAAACUACAAAGCUCACGUUGCAUGGAUUGCUGUCAUUAGUCCAAAAUGAGAGCAUAAUUUGAAUGAUUCGUUGAAACAUUAUAUAUUAGUAAUAAAUUACUAAAAAGUCAAUAAACCGAUACCAAUUCCAAAAUCUACCCUAAAUUAAAGCUACUUUUAUUUCCAUUAUUACCUCUCUUUUUGUUUAAAAAUUAUUUCUCAUCCCUAUAUAUUGUGAAAAGAAACCUUUUGUUAUCAAUUAGGUUAAUAUUUGAUAUAUUGUAAUUGAAAAUUGAAGAUUCAAUACCAUUAAUAAAUAUUUUCUUUAUUUCAA